Messenger RNA from Linderina pennispora, 420 nucleotides. RefSeq lists its product as uncharacterized. The record is from RefSeq and is a predicted model, not a curated record. The transcript has a single exon. NCBI's taxonomy places the organism in Eukaryota, Fungi, Kickxellomycota, Kickxellomycetes, Kickxellales, Kickxellaceae. The coding region runs from base 1 to 420 and encodes 139 amino acids.
AUGUCCUCGCUCACACCCCUCAUUUCCAAAUGCAAGGUCAGCUCCGUGCUGAACCGCGACGCAAAGUCCUUCGGCAAAGCACACCUCUUCGAUGCCAGCCUCGAGACCUGCUGGAACUCCGACCAAGGCUCGCCGCAGUACAUCCUUGUUGAGUUCGCCCAGCCCGUCAAAAUUAACAGCGUGCUCAUCCAGUUCCAGGGCGGCUUCGUCGGCAAAGACAUCGAGCUCAUUGACGCCAUCAAGGCUGCCAAGAUAUGCAACCUCUACGCCGACGACAACAACAAGCUGCAGUCGUUCGAUGUCCCACAGGAGGAAGCCGUCAUUGGGCGCUCCCGCAUCAAGAUCCUGUUCAACCAGAGCACCGACUUUUACGGCCGCAUCGUCAUCUACUCCCUCGACUUCGUCGGCUCCACUGCGUAG